Messenger RNA from Dictyostelium purpureum, 1002 nucleotides. RefSeq lists its product as uncharacterized. Gene Ontology annotation, molecular function: L-malate dehydrogenase (NAD+) activity. Bases 1 to 1002 code for a protein of 333 amino acids. NCBI's taxonomy places the organism in Eukaryota, Evosea, Eumycetozoa, Dictyosteliales, Dictyosteliaceae. The transcript has 2 exons. The record is from RefSeq and is a predicted model, not a curated record. Gene Ontology annotation, biological process: tricarboxylic acid cycle; oxaloacetate metabolic process; malate metabolic process.
AUGUCAGAUGUUGCUAAUGUUGUUAUUACAGGUGCUGCAGGUCAAAUUGCAUAUUCAUUAAUUUUUAAUGUUUGUAAAGGUGAUAUGUUUGGACCAGAACAAAAGGUUAAAUUAUUUUUAUUAGAUAUUCCACAAAUGGUAGAGAGUUUAAAGGGUGUUUUAAUGGAAAUUCAAGAUGGUGCCUAUCCAUUAGUUACAGAUGUAGUUUGUACAGCCGAUAUUAAAGAAGCUUUCACCGGUGCAAAUUAUGUUAUUUUAGUUGGUGCUAUGCCACGUAAAGAUGGUAUGGAAAGAGCUGAUCUCUUAAAAGCCAAUGCUUCAAUCUUUAAAGUCCAAGGUAAAGCCAUCAAUGACUAUGCCAAUAAAAAUGUUAAAGUUUUAGUUGUUGGUAACCCAGCCAAUACCAAUUGUCUCAUUGCUAUGCACUAUGCUCCAGAUAUCGCCAAAGAAAACUUUACUUGUCUCACUCGUUUGGAUCAUAAUCGUGCUAAAUCUCAAAUUGCUCUUAAAGCAGGUGUAAAUGUUAAAGAUGUUCACAAUGUUAUCAUUUGGGGUAACCAUUCAUCAACUCAAUACCCAGAUUAUCGUUGCGGUUAUAUCAAUCUCCCAGGUGGUAAACAACCAAUUGGUAAUGUUAUCAGCGAUGAAAAAUGGCUUCAAGGUGAAUUUAUCUCAACUGUUCAAAAGAGAGGUGCUGCUGUCAUUGCUGCUAGAAAAUUCUCAAGUGCUGCAUCAGCUGCCAAAGCUAUCACUGACCAUAUGAGAGAUUGGGUACUUGGUACUCCAGAAGGCGAAUAUGUUUCAAUGGGUGUCCCAUCUGAUGGUUCAUAUGGUAUUGAAUCAGGAAUCAUCUUUUCAUAUCCAGUUAAAUGUCAAAAUGGUAAAUACACUAUUAUUCAAGGUUUAAGCAUAGAUAACUUUAGCAAAGAUAAAAUUGAAAUUACUCGUAAAGAAUUAGUCGAAGAAAAAGAAGCAGCUUUUAAAUUUGUUGGUGAUAAUUAA